This is a messenger RNA of Micropterus salmoides (largemouth bass), 7260 nucleotides long. Its product is annotated as integrin alpha-3-like. The transcript is spliced from 28 exons. Gene Ontology annotation, cellular component: external side of plasma membrane; integrin complex. Gene Ontology annotation, molecular function: integrin binding. The record is from RefSeq and is a predicted model, not a curated record. Lineage: Eukaryota; Metazoa; Chordata; Actinopteri; Centrarchiformes; Centrarchidae. The coding region runs from base 517 to 3519 and encodes 1000 amino acids. Gene Ontology annotation, biological process: cell-cell adhesion; cell adhesion mediated by integrin; integrin-mediated signaling pathway.
ACAGACCGUUACCUGCUAUUGGUCGGAGCUCCAAGGGAGAAGGCGGAGCCUAAUGUUCCAGCCAAUCGCACAGGAGGAGUGUACAGCUGCCCAGUCACCGCUUACCAAUCAGACUGCAGCAGGAUGCAGCUCAUAGGCUCAGGAGGUUCGACUGACGAGAUGAGACGUGACCUCGGGCGUUUCCAUGGAGACGAAUGCAAGUUUCUGAAAAGGUGCAUCAGACCUCCAGCUGACUCCCCGCCUUUACCUGUCUGCCUUUCAGCCAAUCACAGCCGGCUCCAGUGUCUGUUUGUCCUUCAUCGGUUUGCAGCAGAACCUUCUGGACGAGUUCUGGUUCUGUGAGGCAGAACCGGGCUGCUGUGGCUUUAAAUGUCUGGUUUCUGUUUGUCUCCUCACUCAGUCCUGUUAUCUCUCCCCUGGUGCAUUAUGGGUAGUCCAUCCCUCAGUGAGACGUGACAGCUGCUGUCCCCUGAGAGCUUUUAUCUGCCUCCUGAACACACACACACACACUCAGACAUGAUAAAGAUUUGUCCUGAGCGGGUAAUCAGCUAUAACCACGCAAAGGGCCAAUCAGAGGAGUUCAUUUUAACGUCACACUGUACAAACAAAGGAAAGAGCAGCCUGUGGCGAGUCACUCUCCCGUCCUGUCCUGUUUCAGAUCUGAACCCGACGGAGGACCUGGCUGAGGACAUGUGGCUCGGCGUCUCAGUAGCCAGUCAGGGCCGACCCGGGGGGAGGGUCCUGGCGUGUGGUCAUCGAUUCGCCAAACUCUACGGCGAGUCUAAGCUCAGACACAUGAUUGGCCGGUGUUAUAUCCGUGGAAACGACCUGCAGUACGACGACGCAGACAUGCACUGGCAGAACCCCGACCAGCCCUGCAGUCACCUGAAUGAUGUCAGCGGUGAGUCCAUGUGCACCAUGGGGAUUUCUGCCGCCAUCACUCAGACGGAGGUCAUCGUCGGCUCACCUGGAAGCUUCGAUUGGCAAGGUAACGUCCACGUCUCCUGGAUGAAUCCAACUAUGGAAUUUGACACCGAGAGGAGCUCCUUCCCCAACCUGGGAACCAGGAACAUUUACAUAGGAUAUUCGGUGACUCAGGCUCGCCGUCUCCUCUCUCAGGAUAAGGAAACCAUAAUAACCGGAGCUCCAAAGGACAGUAAGGAAGACGCCCGUGGCUCUGUGCUGCUGGCGGCGAAGCUAUCUGAUAAACUGCAUAUUCAGCAGACGCUGCGCGGCGAGCAGACAGGCUCGUACUUCGGGAACGCCGUGGCAACCACCGACCUCAACAAUGACGGGUGGACCGACCUGCUGGUGGGCGCUCCUUUUUACUUCCAGCGUCAGCAGGAGGCGGGCGGGGCAGUUUACGUUUACAUGAACUCGGGAGGUCGGCUUGAUCCACGGCCCAGCGUGGUGCUGAAAGGACCGGCGGGGUCGGCCUUCGGUAUGUCUGUUGCUGCCACUGGAGACCUGAACCAGGACGGCUUCCAGGACUUUGCAGUCGGUGCUCCUUUCCAUGAAACAGGAAGUGUGAUGAUCUGGAGCGGGAGCAGCGAGGGGGUCUCUACAGAACCGAGCCAGGUGAUCCGGGGCAGCAGGGUCUCUCCUGGGUUCAGGACCUUCGGGUACUCUCUGUCUGGAGCUGUGGAUGUUGACGGGAACAAAUACCCAGACCUGCUGGUCGGCUCUCUGGACGACACCGUGGUUCUGCUCAGAACUCGGCCAGUCAUUCACCUCAAUAAAACCCUCAGAGUUUCUCCGGAUGUCGCCGACCCGAACAGCUGUGACUUCUGUAUUCAGGUGGAGGUGUGUUUCUCCUACAUCUUCAGCACCGGAGAGAAGAGCGACAGAGACAACAUCACCGUCCACUACACGGUGACCGCCGACGAGUCCCGCCUCCUCAAAUCCCGCCUCCGUUUCCGUGACAACGGGCAGAGCGUCUUCUCUGGUUACCUGUCGAUGCCAAAAAAGCAGUGUGAAACCCUGAGAGUCGGACUGCUGAGUUCGAUCCGAGACAAAGUGGAACCUUUGGUAUUCUCCCUAAACGUCUCUUUGUAUGAGAAGCUUCCCAAGAAAAGAAACACUGUCCAGGACCUGAAACGAUUUCCCGUGCUGAGCCAGACCCCUCGACCCAUUAGAACCCAGAUCCACAUCCAGAAGGCCUGUGGUUCUGAUAACCGUUGCCAUAGUAACCUGCAGAUGACGGCCCAGUUCACAGAUGAGAACCAGAAUCCCUUCCCCAUGAAGAAGGACAGUCAGUUUUUUUACUACAAAGGCGGCGUUAACCGAUUGUUUCUGGAGGUUAACGUCAGCAACACACCGUCACCAGGCCGACAAGCAGAAGAUGCACACAACGCUGUUUUGAACGUUAGCAUCCCACCAUCACUCAUAUACUCCGGAGUCCGAACAAAGGGUGACAUCCAGGCGAAGGUGGAGUGUUCUGUUGUGAAUGCCGUUCUUCAGUGUCAGCUGGGGAACCCAUUCAAAAGCAACCAGAAGGUUCAGGUGUUGAUCAUAUUUCAGCCGGAUGAGAUCAGUUUAGACACCAGAGAGAUUCAGUCUCAGCUGCAGUUGUCCACGCUCAGUGAGCAGUCAGACCUUUCUCCUGUCUCUGUCUCCAUGUUGGUGGAGUAUUCACUGCACACUUCUCUCCAUCUAAUCAGUCCACCAGGCCCCGUGGCCUUCAGUGGUCAUGUGAUCGGUGAGUCGGCCAUGGUGAAGACGGCGGAUGUCGGCAGUCUGCUGCUCUUCACUUUGCAGGUGCACAUCAGCGGGAAGCCACUGGGUCGCCUAGGCAACCUUGAGGUGGAGUUUGAUUGGCCGAGGGAGGUGUCCAAUGGGAAGUGGCUGCUGUACCUCACAGAGAUCCAAGUAAACGGCACAUCAGAGCCUCACUGUGCUCCGCCCCGCGACAUCAUCAACCCCCUCAAACUCAGGCUGUCAAAGGAGGAGGGGAAGGAGAAGAAGAAGAGGAGUCUGGAGGAGGAGCAGGUAAAGGAGAAGAAGGAGGAGCAGACUGAAAAAGCUCUACCUGUCCACCACCUGCAGGGACAGAAGAAGAAGUCCUACACUCUGGGCUGUGGCAACGGGGCUAAAUGUGUGACGUUCGUCUGCCCGCUGGUCAACAUGAACAACUCGGCGACUCUGACAGUCAGAGCCAGACUGUGGAACUCCACCAUGAUCGAGGACUACAGCGAUGCGAGGAAUGUGCUGGUUCGAGGCCGGGUGACUCUGAAACUGCAGACCAACAAACCCACCAUCCACAUGGAGUCUCACGGCACAGAGAUUGAGGUCCACGUUUAUCCGGACCUGGGGCAGCAGGAGGAGUCCAGUGCCCCCCUGUGGAUCAUUGUGGUGUCUGUCCUGGCUGGAGUGUCCCUGCUGGCUCUGAUCUGCCUGCUGCUCUGGAAGUGUGGCUUCUUCAGGAGAGCCAGCACCAGAGAGCUGUACGAGGCCAAGACCCAGAAAGCCCACAUGAAGAGCCAGCCGUCUGAGCACGAGAGGCUGGAAGAGGAGAUCUGAGUCUGGGCAGGCUGCUGCCAGAGAGCCCUGCUUGUGGGUUCUUUGUUCGUCAGAGGGCGUGGCGGGCCGCGGCGCUCCACCAGGGGAGGAUUGUGGGUAAAGACGAGCAGCAGCAGCAGCAGCAUACAGACACCGAUGGUUUCCUGAUCCAGGACGGCGUCUCCUCGUCCAGAAACAGGAAGUCACCUAGACAUUGGGUCACCUCCUGGACUGAGACACACUGAGAGACUGACGGCCUCCAUGGAAACGCAUCCUGAACUGUACCAGACCGGACCGACAAUUCCUGUAACGGACCAAACCGGACUGUGACAUCCUGAACUGGACUAAACCGGACUGAGACUUCUUGAACCGAACAAAACCGGGCCGAGACUUCCUGAACUGGACCAAACCGGACCGAGACUUCCUGUAACGGACCAAACCGGACUGUGACAUCGUGAACUGGACUAAACCGGACUGAGACAUCCUGAACCGAACAAAACCGGGCCGAGACUUCCUGUAAGGGACCAAACUGGACUGAGACAUCCUGAACUGGACCAAACCGGGCCGAGACUUCCUGAACUGGACCAAACCGGACCGAGACUUCCUGUAACGGACCAAACCGGACUGUGACAUCGUGAACUGGACUAAACCGGACUGAGACAUCCUGAACCGAACAAAACCGGGCCGAGACUUCCUGUAAGGGACCAAACUGGACUGAGACAUCCUGAACUGGACCAAACCGGGCCGAGACUUCCUGAACUGGACCAAACCGGACUGAGACAUCCUGAACCGGACUAAACCGGACUGUGACAUCCUGAACUGGACUAAACCGGACUGAGACAUCCUGAACCGUACAAAACCGGACCGAGACUUCCUGUAAGGGACCAAACUGGACUGAGACAUCCUGAACUGGACUAAACCGGACUGAGACAUCCUGAACCGAACAAAACCGGGCCGAGACUUCCUGUAAGGGACCAAACUGGACUGAGACAUCCUGAACUGGACCAAACCGGGCCGAGACAUCCUGAACUGGACCAAACCGGACUGAGACAUCCUGAACUGGACCAAACCGGGCCGAGACAUCCUGAACUGGACCAAACCGGACUGAGACAUCCUGAACUGGACUAAACCGGGCCGAGACAUCCUGAACUGGACUAAACCGGGCCGAGACAUCCUGAACUGGACCAAACCGGACCGAGACUUCCUGAACUGGACCAAACCGGACCGAGACUUCCUGUAACGGACCAAACCGGACUGUGACAUCGUGAACUGGACUAAACCGGACUGAGACAUCCUGAACCGAACAAAACCGGGCCGAGACUUCCUGUAAGGGACCAAACUGGACUGAGACAUCCUGAACUGGACCAAACCGGGCCGAGACUUCCUGAACUGGACCAAACCGGGCCAAGACAUCCUGAACUGGACCAAACCGGACUGAGACAUUCUGAAUCGAACAAAACCGGACCGAGACUUCCUGUAAUGGACUAAACCGGACUGAGACAUCCUGAACCGAACAAAACCGGGCCGAGACUUCCUGUAAGGGACCAAACUGGACUGAGACAUCCUGAACUGGACCAAACCAGACUGAGACAUCCUGAACUGGACCAAACCGGGCCGAGACUCCCUGAACUGGACCAAACCGGACUGAGACAUUCUGAACCGAACAAAACCGGACCGAGACUUCCUGUAACGGACCAAAUUGGACUGAGACAUUCUGAACUGGACCAAACCAGACUGAGACAUCCUGAACUGGACUAAACCGGACUGUGACAUCCUGAACUGGACCAAACCGGACUGAGACAUCCUGAACCGGACUAAACCGGACUGUGACAUCCUGAACUGGACUAAACCGGACUGAGACAUCCUGAACCGUACAAAACCGGACCGAGACUUCCUGUAAGGGACCAAACUGGACUGAGACAUCCUGAACUGGACCAAACCGGGCCGAGACAUCCUGAACUGGACCAAACCGGGCCGAGACAUCCUGAACUGGACCAAACCGGGCCGAGACACUGCCAUUUGUACCUGCUGGACUGUGUGUGUGAUUUAAAGACCUUGUAAACGUCAGAAGCUGAUUAAUGUGUUUAUGUAGUUGUUAAUGUGUUUUUAUAUCUGUAUGUGUGAACAGCAUUUCCCAGCAUCCUCCUGGCCUCUGGGUGACACUGGAGAUAAAGAAAUGUGACGCCAGGACUCUGCCAAAUGCAGAUGUGGCAGCAGAAUCAGUGUUGACGGGUUCUCACUCCCAGAGCGCCAGAUAGCUUCGCCCAGUAACGUCCUUCAGCGUCACAGUUCAACACAGAAAGUACAGCUACAUAUAAAUCCGAGUAAGGGGGGGCAGAAACCGGACUUUCACCCAGGAGACCGGUGUUCAUUUCCCGUGUGAUACAUUAAGUCUACAUUUUAGUGAUGUUUUCCUGAAUCCUAACCCUAACCGGACCAAACUGCGACCUUUCACAACUUCAUCCACUGGUUUUAUUUUGAAAGGCUAACCGGAUGUUGCACAGUUGUUCUUGCUAACUGCAGCCAAGCUAAUUAUAGUUCAGUUUAGUUUGGUUUAGUUACUCACUUGGUUUUGGUCCUGGUUUCGCCUUCCCUCCUCUUUGUGUUUCUGUUUGAAAUGUGGUUCAUGUUAAUUCAGUGAGAAACUCCUGGACUUUAACAGCUCCUGUGUUUCAUGUUCAGAGUCCCUCCCACAGAUCUGUGUUCUUCAUAUUACCAUAUGAUGAAGUCCACCCGCCCUUUACUCCGCGCUGCGUUACCGUAUCGAUCCUCUGGUGGUGACGUUACCCCCGUCGGACCGUCGGACCGCCGCAGGUUGGGACUGCACGCUGCACGUGAAACCGACACAGGCAGAAAUCUCUCCACAGAUCCACACAGGUUAACUUCAGCAGCUCACAGUCCACACAGAGCAGGCUGGCUUCAGCUGGCUGGACUCGCAGCUCGAGCGGCGCGGUUAAACGCCGGCGUUGCAUCAGCUCGGCGGAGUUGAUUCGCUCUGUGAGUCUUAAUUACAUUUGUAUUGAAACUUAAUGUGAAAAAUGUCAGUUGUGUGAGUCUGGCGGGACGGCUUUUCACCUGACGAGAAAUAUCGUCAUAGUUUAAUGUCGUGACACGAACCUACUGAGGACGGAAGAACAAGCGACCACAAAGACAACUUUCAAAAAUGUCUGUCAGUCCUGGACCGGGGCAGCUUCUGUUCCGGGGUCGGGGGCUCGGCGUUCAGCCUAACCUGGUUAAGCUAAGCUAGUUUAGCCUUCGUGAACCUGCUCUUAUCUGCCACGAAAACUAAAGACUGUUGCUUCAUAACUUUGUUUUAUUUUUAUUUCAGGUAACGAAAAUGUUCUUUCAGUCCUAGUUUUAAUUAUUUCAUUACCGACGAUAACGUUGGCGCUCAGGGCGGUAAACAGCGACCCCAAGCGUCCAUAUGUGACGCCCUGGGAGGGGAACCGGUUGGGUGUCAGUGUGUCCGGAUUCCUGAUCAUGCUGCCUUCAAGGGCUCCUCGUAAACUCUUCGCUUUAACUAAAAACCUGUGUUUUGCUUUCAGGUGCUGAAGGUUCCUGUACCAAAAAUAUUUUACAGCUCUUCUAUAAAACAGUUGUUUUGUGUUGUGCGUCCUGUUUCUGCUGGUUUUGGAAGUGUUUUAUAUGAUUGUUAUAUUUCUGACAGCAUUUGAAAGCAGCAUCUGUGUGUGUGUAACGUGGUUUGUCCUCACUGUGGUGAGUGUUUGUGUUUGUUGCUGAUAUUAAAGUAUUUUUUAUAUA